UUAAAUAGCGUUCUCCCUCUGAACACCACCUCUCUGUAUUUUCCUUUUCAUUUCAUGGAUGAAAUCCAGAUGGAAAUUGAACACCAAUCUUCCUUCAUGGCUGGAUUUCGAUUCUCUCAAUCUUCCCCUCAACUUAAUAAACCCACCAACUUCCCAAUAUCCAUUCCCUUCAACCUCAAAACCCCUCUUCAACCACGCACACUUAACCUCUCUUCUCUCUCUUUGCGGGAGAGACAAAAACUUCACUCUCGGUUCUUCCAUCCAUGCCCAUAUCAUCAAACAACCCCCUUCCCUCGAUUUUCAUAGCUCCCAACGUAAUGCCCUUUUUAUUUGGAACUCUCUCCUCUCCAUGUAUUCAAAAUGUGGUGAACUCCGUGAUGCAGUCAAACUGUUUGAUCAUAUGCCUGUGAGAGAUACGGUAUCGUGGAACACAAUGAUUUCUGGGUUUUUAAGGAAUGAAGAUUUUGACACUGCUUUUAAGUUCUUUAAGCAAAUGAGUGAGUCAAGGAGAGUGUGUUGUGGAUUCGAUAAAGCAACUUUGACAACAAUGUUGUCAGCUUGUGAUGGAUUGAGAUUAGGAUUCUCUAGUGUAACAACCCAAAUGAUUCAUGGUUUGGUGUUUGUUGGUGGUUUUGAUAGGGAGAUUACGGUGGGGAAUGCUUUGAUAACAUCUUAUUUUAAAUGUGGGUGUUUUAGUCAAGGAAGGAAGGUUUUUGAUGAGAUGAUUGAGAGGAAUGUUGUAACUUGGACGGCUGUGAUUUCUGGCCUUGCGCAAAAUGAAUUUUAUGAGGAUAGUUUGAGGUUGUUUACUCGAAUGCGGUGUGGGUCUGUGAAUCCUAAUGUUUUGACAUAUUUGAGCUCGCUCAUGGCUUGUUCGGGUUCACAGGCGUUGAAGGAUGGCCAGAAAAUUCAUGCACUGUUAUGGAAAUUGGGGAUGCAGUCGGAUUUAUGCAUUGAAAGUGCUUUGAUGGAUUUGUAUUCAAAGUGUGGUAGUUUAGAGGCAGCGUGGAAUAUUUUCGAGUCUGCUGAGGAGCUGGAUGGGGUCUCCUUGACUGUAAUCCUUGUAGCUUUUGCUCAGAAUGGAUUUGAGGAGGAAGCUAUUCAGAUAUUUACGAGAAUGGUGACGCUGGGGAUUGAAGUUGACGCCAACAUGGUUUCUGCCAUUCUUGGGGUAUUUGGUCUUGGCACUUCUUUGGCUCUUGGUAAGCAGAUUCACUCAUUAAUCACAAAAAAGAAUUUCAGUCAAAAUCCUUUUGUUGGUAAUGGGCUUAUAAACAUGUACUCCAAGUGCGGCGAGCUGGCUGACUCGCUCCAAGUGUUCUAUCAGAUGACUCAAAAGAAUUCAGUUUCAUGGAACUCAGUCAUUGCAGCUUUUGCCCGCCACGGAGAUGGUUUCAAGGCACUUCAAUUUUAUGAAGAGAUGAGAUUGGAGGGUAUAGCACCAACAAAUGUUACAUUUUUGUCAUUACUUCAUGCUUGCAGUCAUGCAGGGUUAGUUGAGAAGGGUAUGGAGCUUUUGGAAUCUAUGACUAAAAAUCAUGGGAUUAGUCCCAGGUCAGAACAUUAUGCCUGCGUUGUUGACAUGUUGGGCAGGGCAGGAUAUCUUAAAGAAGCUAAGAAAUUUAUUGAGGGGUUUCCUGAGGAUCCUGGUGUGCUAGUUUGGCAAGCAUUACUUGGUGCUUGUAGCAUACAUGGAGAUUCCGAGACGGGUAAAUAUGCUGCUGAUAAACUAUUUUCAGCUGCACCAGAUAGCCCAGCAUCUUAUGUUUUGAUGGCAAACAUAUAUUCUGUUGAAGGGAAAUGGAAAGAGAGAGCAAGUGCCAUUAAGAGAAUGAAAGAGAUGGGAGUAGCAAAAGAAGUAGGUAUAAGUUGGAUUGAGAUAGAAAAGAAAGUCAAUAGUUUUGUGGUGGGGGACAAAUUGCAUCCACAAGCUGAUAUUAUAUUCAGGGUUUUGUCUGGUUUGUUGAAACACCUGAAAGAUGAAGGGUAUGUCCCUGAUAAAAGGUGUAUUCUCUUUUACUUGGAACAAGAUAAAGAGGAUUAGUCACUGUAUUUAUUCUAACUAUUCAUUUUCUAUGAGAAAGAACCCCAUUGAUGUUUGUCUUGUAAAUAGCCAGCUCUUAAGAUUUGAGUUUAGCCUAACUCAAUUUUACAAAACCGGCUUAUAAAAAACCGGCUUAUAAAGUGAGGAGUGACUCCAACUUGUAAACACAUAUUUUCAAGCCAUAACAUAUCUAACAUAAGACUAUCAACACCAGCUUCUAGCUUUAAGCCAAGAUUAUGUUUGGGUUGGUACUUGGUAGCCAGGGACGGAAAUUAGUGGAAUAUAGAAUAAAAGUGUACUAGCUUGGAGAAGUUGCUUUUCUUAUGUUUUGACAGCAACUGAAUAAUGAUAAUGAUAGGAUUACAUUUCACAAUCCUGUUAUUUACAUCAGUGAUGUCUAACUCUCUCAAUCAUGAUUGGAAAAGGUAGUGGAUACCAGAUUGUGAAGUUUUUCUUCAAAGGCUUAGGCGAUUAAGCCUUAGAUCCAUUCUUAAGCUUUAAAUGACAUGGCACAAUGAAAUUAACUUUUUGUGCAUUUUCUCGCCAUGGGACAAAAAGAAUUUUUUGCAAGUGGCUGACACAUUAUAAUUUAUGUACAAUUUUCUCUUCCACCUUAAA
Messenger RNA from Cicer arietinum (chickpea), 2662 nucleotides. The record is from RefSeq and is a predicted model, not a curated record. Lineage: Eukaryota; Viridiplantae; Streptophyta; Magnoliopsida; Fabales; Fabaceae.